AUGAAGGUGCUUUACGUUUACGCACUCCUUAUCGGAUUCACCACCGGAGCUAAGGUUUUCACGAAGAAAAAUGGGAAGAAGCGAGAACAUCAUGUGACGAGAACAUCCACAGAUGAGUUCUCCCCUGAAUUCAGCCUGGAGGAUCCAAUGGCAAUUCAGGCAAAACGACGAAAAAUGACGAUGAAGCUCCGAAGGCAAACGGAGAGAAUGAUCAAAGCUGCAAGAAAAGCUAAAGCUAGAGCAGUUAGAUCCUCAAGAAGACGAUCCAAGCGACACAGGUCAAAAAAUCGUGAUAAGAACGGCCGCAAAUCAAGGAGACAUCGAGAACCAAAGGAAGAACGAAAAUUUAACGAUCGAUUUUCUGGAAUCAGCAAAUUGAAAAGCUUUGACGAGUCUGAGGUCCUCGGUACACGACGAGGAAGAAAAGCUGAAAUGGCGCGAAACGAGAUGCGCGAUUUCCGACAAUUUAGACCACCAGGCUCAUUCAACAUGCGAUUCUCCAGACUCUCUCCAAACGGUUAUCGAUACCGACCUUGA
Molecule: messenger RNA, 537 nt
Organism: Oikopleura dioica
Lineage: Eukaryota; Metazoa; Chordata; Appendicularia; Copelata; Oikopleuridae
Source: the annotation of a GenBank genome assembly